Rubroshorea leprosula is the source of this 785-nucleotide messenger RNA. NCBI's taxonomy places the organism in Eukaryota, Viridiplantae, Streptophyta, Magnoliopsida, Malvales, Dipterocarpaceae. The record is from the annotation of a GenBank genome assembly.
AGUGAUGCCGAAACUGGACAUCACGGCGGCGACCAUGUAUGUUGUCCUCUCGGAUCCCUUUCGGACCAGCAUCUCCGCUACAUGUGUGUGUAUCAAGAUCUGGGUGUCCCUACCUCCUCCAUAACGGUUUCAUUCGGGGAUCUUGUUUCUUUUACUCCAACAUGAAACAAACUGUGAAUUUGGAUUUCUUCUGAGUUCCGACCAUCUAAUGGUGGCGAAGCGAAGGUGAAAAUAAUAGUGCGGGGUUGGAGAUGCGGAGUGAGGAGUGGAACAAACGAAAGGGUUUGGCUGUUAGGCCGGAGAAUAGGCCUACCGCCAUGGAACCAGAUGCGGGGAAUGGUGACGGAACUGACGGCCUGCCUAAAUCCUUUGCCCUGAUAGGCUGUGCUAUUGGAAGCGCGCGAACUUGCAUUUCUUCAAGUUCGUCGCAAAAUAGUUCCGUAAUGGCUAUAUCUGCUUCAUCACCUACUCCCCCCAUAACUUGGUCCUUGCUUUCUCCCUUACGCCCCACUUCCUCUUGCUCCUUAAUUUUCCUUCCAUUCGCUCCCACUUCCUUCAAAACGGCUCCUCCACCUAACGAGAGCUCUGAGAGAGUGGCAAGAGUACGAGGAGGCAGUGAAGCGCAAGGACCCUCCUAGAGCCCUUAGGUUCUUGAAAUCAAUUGAGAAAGACAAUCGUGAUCCAGUUGAGGAGAAGCUCUUUUUCUAUGGAGUCGCUUCGGUUUGUUGGUGGGUAGUGCUUAUGGAUUUCUAAAGGACCGAGGGUUCUUGCCCAAUUUUGCAAAG